CUAUCUAUAAGAAUAUUGUUCCAAAAGCUUUUUCAAUGUUUGCCUUUUGGACUUACAUUAGCUAUUGAUCACCAAGUAGGAUCAUCUAGGCUAGCAGAUAUUUAAGUAAUAUGAAGAUAAAGAAACCAACUCCUCUCUCACAAAAAAUGCCUCAUGCAGAUCCAUUGGCUCUUCGAUUCCAAUCCCUCCAAUAUCCCAAAUUUAGUAAAGGCUCCGACUCUCUCAAUCUCUUCAAAAUAUUAAUCCAAACUCGAUCCAUUUCUAAGCUUUUUUUUCUUCUAGACUCAUUGGCUUUGGCAUGAAAACUCAUAAAUAACGUUUCAAAGUUUCCAGUUUUUGUCAAGUGGUUUUGUUGUGAUGCUUUUUCAUUAUGAUGGUAACGUUGAGGAGUGGAUGCAAUUUCAAUGGAAUGAUCUUGUCAUUUAUGUGUCUGCAGUCAAUCAAACAAAAUGGUGGUUCGCAAAGCGUUUCUUACAUCGUGAUAUAGUUGAUCAAUAUAGUCGCAUUCUUCUACGGGAUGAGGACCUUGGAGUUGACAAUUUCAAUCCUCAACGGUAUGUGUCCAUUGUUCGAAAGGAAGGGCUUGAAAUAUCACAACCGGCACUUGAUUUUUUCAAGACAGAGGUGAACUACAUGGAGAAACUUUCAAAAGAUGAGGGGAUUCAGAAGAAACUCAGCAAGGAUAUUUUGCAAUAUAAAGCUCAUAUAAUCAAGAUAUUUGUGGAACAUAGGCACAAUUGGAUCUCUGCAGAUUUAGAGUUUUAGAAAUUUGCCUAGGGCUUAGGAUGCAAGUCAUUGGUGAAUUGUAAACUCCAGUUUAUUAAAUAAAUUAGCUUUUUGUAUCUUUUUAUGAUGUCACUGUUAUGUUUAGUUUUCCUUAAUAAAACAUUACUUUUAUAGAU
Rosa rugosa (rugosa rose) is the source of this 902-nucleotide messenger RNA. RefSeq lists its product as uncharacterized. Bases 358 to 765 code for a protein of 135 amino acids. The record is from RefSeq and is a predicted model, not a curated record. The transcript has 4 exons. Lineage: Eukaryota; Viridiplantae; Streptophyta; Magnoliopsida; Rosales; Rosaceae.